Messenger RNA from Paracoccidioides brasiliensis Pb18, 1290 nucleotides. RefSeq lists its product as uncharacterized. The transcript is spliced from 6 exons. The coding region runs from base 1 to 1290 and encodes 429 amino acids. Gene Ontology annotation, molecular function: L-aspartate:2-oxoglutarate transaminase activity; pyridoxal phosphate binding. Gene Ontology annotation, biological process: L-aspartate catabolic process; biosynthetic process. Gene Ontology annotation, cellular component: mitochondrion. The record is from RefSeq and is a predicted model, not a curated record.
AUGUUGUCAACUUUGAGAGUCGCCAGCCGACGAGCUGCGGCUCGCGAUACCACUUUGCGCAUUUUCAUUGCCGGUGCUCGUCCGGCUUCUACCUGGGCCAAUGUAACCCAGGGUCCGCCAGAUGCGAUUCUUGGCAUCACAGAGGCAUUCAAGGCUGACUCGUUUAAGGACAAAAUUAACUUGGGUGUUGGAGCUUACCGCGACGACCAAGGAAAACCAUACGUCCUCCCCUCCGUCCGCGCUGCAGAGGAGAAAGUGAUCAAAUCCAACCUUGACAAGGAAUACGCCGGCAUCACCGGUGUGCCAGCCUUCACCAAGGCCGCCGCGGAGCUUGCCUUUGGCUCCUUCAGCCCCGCUAUCAAAGAAGACCGCAUCGCCAUCACCCAGAGCAUCUCCGGCACAGGGGCCCUGCGGAUAGCAGCCGCCUUCCUGGAGCGCUUCUACCCACACGGCAAGAAGAUCUACAUCCCAACCCCAAGCUGGGCCAACCACGCCGCUGUCUUCAAGGAUGCGGGCCUCCAGGUGGAGAAAUACCGCUACUACAACAAGGACACCAUCGGCCUGGACUUCGAGGGCCUGAUUGCCGACCUCAAGCUCGCGCCAGACCAGAGCAUCAUCCUCCUCCAUGCCUGCGCGCAUAACCCGACCGGCAUUGACCCGACAGAGGCGCAGUGGCGGCAGAUCAGUGACGUGAUGAAGUCCAAGGGACAUUUUGCUUUCUUUGAUAUGGCGUACCAGGGCUUUGCGAGUGGGGAUACCGAUCGCGAUGCGUUUGCCCUCCGGCAUUUCUUGCAGGAGGGGCAUGGGAUCGUACUGUCGCAGAGCUUUGCAAAGAAUAUGGGCCUGUACGGUGAACGUGUCGGCGCCUUCUCCGUCGUCUGCGAGUCAGCCGAGGAGAAGAAGCGGGUCGAUUCGCAGAUCAAGAUCCUCGUGCGACCCCUUUACUCCAACCCCCCGGUCCACGGCGUCCGCAUCGCCUCGACGAUCCUCAAUGAUCCCGCUCUCAACAAGCAGUGGCUCUGCGAGGUCAAGGGCAUGGCUGAUCGGAUUAUCAAGAUGCGUGCGCUUCUCAAGGAGAAUCUGGAGGCGUUGGGGAGCAAGCAUGAUUGGAGUCAUAUCACCAGCCAGAUUGGCAUGUUUGCAUAUACAGGCUUGAAGCCCGAGCAGAUGGAGAAGCUUGCUAAGGAGCACUCCGUCUAUGCCACCAAGGACGGCCGUGUCUCCGUUGCCGGCAUCACCACGGGCAACGUCAAGAGGCUAGCCGAAUGCAUCUACAAAGUUACCGGAUAG